AUGGACUUCAUCACAGGACUACCACGAGUGAGGGACUUAGACACCAUCUUGGUGGUGGUCGACAAGUUCUCUAAGUAUGCCACAUUCAUACCAACCCGCUCAGAAUGCAAAGCGGAAGAAGUGGCCGGCUUAUUCUUGACACAUAUUGUCAAGCUAUGGGGCCUUCCACGAGACAUUGUUUCAAAUCGCGACCCCCGCUUCACUAGAAGAUUUUGGUCAACCUUCUUUACUCUCUUGGGCACUAAACUAAGCUUCUCUACAACAUUCCAUCCACAAACCGAUGGACAAAUAGAGAGAGUCAAUGGCAUGUUGGAAGAUUACUUGAAACAUUAUGUUAUCACUAGGCAGGAUAAUUGGGUGGAGCUCUUGGAUGCGGUGCAGUUUGCCCAUACCAUUCAAUAAUGUGUCUCUACUAGACACUCCCUAUUUGAACUGGCCAUGGGAAGGCAGCUAUUAACGCCUCCAAAAUUGGUGAAACAACAAGGACCUAGGUACCUACCGGCCGCAUACCAGUUUGCUAAGAACUGCCAUGACCAACUAAAGGAAGCCCGCAAAGCCCUUGCGAGAGUUGCUCGACGAAUGAAGAAAAAUGCGGAUUCCCAAUGA
Molecule: messenger RNA, 606 nt
Organism: Spirodela intermedia
Lineage: Eukaryota; Viridiplantae; Streptophyta; Magnoliopsida; Alismatales; Araceae
Source: the annotation of a GenBank genome assembly